Messenger RNA from Talaromyces proteolyticus, 447 nucleotides. RefSeq lists its product as uncharacterized. NCBI's taxonomy places the organism in Eukaryota, Fungi, Ascomycota, Eurotiomycetes, Eurotiales, Trichocomaceae. The record is from RefSeq and is a predicted model, not a curated record. The transcript has 3 exons. The coding region runs from base 1 to 447 and encodes 148 amino acids.
AUGGCGAUCGAAACAGAAACAGAAAUUGCUGCGCCGCCUUGCAAAGUGCGAGAAAUCCUGCUGGACUUCUCCAACUACCCGAAAUGGCACACAGGCUUUAUUAAGCAACUCGAGCCCGAGGAUACCUCCAAGUCGCUGUCGUCGCUGCAACCGGGCGACAAGGUCAAAUGUAAUAUUGAUGACAUGGAAUUUGUCGCUAGUAUCACGGAGAACUCAGAGAACCUCUUCCAAUGGCAAGGCCCACCAGUCUAUGGUCUCAUCGCCGGUCUUCAUAGCUUCCACUUCGACCUCGCGGAUGAUGGCUCAUCGACGGUUUACAAGCAGACCGAGAAGUUUUCGGGCCCGAUCGCAUUCCUCAUGACGCCCUCACUGCUUGGGAGAAAGAUGCUAGGUCAAUUCAAUCAAUUCAAUAGUCAUCUCAAGGCUUAUGCCGAAGCUUCUGGUUAG